Messenger RNA from Iphiclides podalirius (scarce swallowtail), 225 nucleotides. Lineage: Eukaryota; Metazoa; Arthropoda; Insecta; Lepidoptera; Papilionidae. The record is from the annotation of a GenBank genome assembly.
AUGGGCAGGCUCGUCCGGCGGCGAGUCAACAGUGGGAGCCUCAAGAAACGCAUCCCCCUUGCGACCUCGUACGGGCUGAUUCCUAAACAAACAGAGGCUUCCUUAUCGUCGCUCCAUUUUAAAAUUGCGGAUCCCGGCACCGGUUUUAAUAAGGGCCGCCCCGUGUUUGCCCUGCCGCACGGAACCUCUCAAUUUCGCGCCCGCUCCGCCCAUGAGCUGCGCAAA